Molecule: messenger RNA, 1038 nt
Organism: Rhododendron vialii
Lineage: Eukaryota; Viridiplantae; Streptophyta; Magnoliopsida; Ericales; Ericaceae
Exons: 7
Coding region: 169-1038 (289 amino acids)
Cellular component (GO): nucleolus; 90S preribosome; small-subunit processome
Source: RefSeq, a predicted model, not a curated record
GAACCGGCGGAGCAGCAGCAAUCUCUCUCUCUCUCUCUCUCUCUCUCUCUCUCUCUCUCUCUUCAUACAGUUUCUUUCGUACAGUUUAUAGUGAGGAGCCAUUGUUUGAUCUUGUGUCUCUCACGCCAACCCGAAAUCCUCGAAUUUAUACUAAUUAUUAUAUAGAAUAUGGCGACGUUGAAGGAAGCUCAGACUGUGAAGUCUCUAAACAAAUCUACCGGUUGCAGGCGAUUUGUGUUCAAGACAUUCUCUAAGCGCCUGGAGGAAAUUGAUGUCGAUGUAUUCCGAAAUCUCGAUCCUCUCAAGUCUGAGCCCUCCGAUGGGUCCUCAUUUUUCCGGGACUGUCUUGUGGAAUGGAGGGAAUUAAACACUGCAAAGGAUUUUAUCACCUUUUAUGAGGAAAUGAUGCCCUUGGUGCAAACAUUACCCCAAAUAAUACUGCACAAAGAAUUGAUACCCUCAGAACUACUUUUGAGAUUGCAAAUGGGAGGGAGACCAUCACUUGAGCCCAUUCUCAGCUUUCUGCAACGAAUAGUCGAUUCUCUAGUAUCUCUUCUCAAAAGUGGAGCUGAUAGAGAACCAGAGAUAAUUGAGCAGAUUUUCACAUCAUGGUCAUAUAUCAUGAUGUAUUUGCAGAAAUAUCUCGUCAGAGAUGUUGUCAAUGUUUUCAGGGUUACAGCUAAAUUAAGAUACUAUCCCAAGAAUUAUGUCCAAGAAUUUAUGGCAGAGGCAGUGGCAUUCUUGCUGAGAAAUACAAAGAUUGACCAGAUUGAAGCUUGUAUUAGAAGAGUCAUGGUUGAAGUUGCAAAGAAGCCACUGGUAGUCAGAAAAUCUGGUGUCAGUGCUUUACUAUGGUAUGUUAUGAGAGGAACUUCAUCAAAGUUGCAUUCAAGAGCUGAGCAAGUGUUGCGAUUACUUGUGCGCAGCUCAAUACUUGGCAUUGGUGAUAAAUUUGCCCAAGGCAAGCUCUUUUUGUUCACAUGUGGUGUUUAUACAUUUCUAUUAUAUGUUUUAACUUCCUGCUGCAUACUAAACUAA